UUAUCUUUGUCUCAUUUUUGUACAGCACAGGAACCUGACAUUUUACCAAGGGUGUGUAAACUUUUUCUAUCCACUGUACAUACAUACAAAAGAGGGUGCAGGGCCCAUUAUUUGGAUUAUUUCAUGUUAGUUGGCCCUUAGCUACUCAACCAUUUGCAUUCUCUCUCAGCUAAUGCAGGUGUCAGGGUGGGCCCAUGGCACAGGAUAAGUCAGUACAACCCACUCCCAUGUAAACAUGUAGGAAUAGAGAUAGCGUUCCAAACUAGGUGUGUGUAGGUUAACAGAGGGAAAAACUGUAAAGCUAAUGGGAGGUUAAAUAAAAAAAAAAGACUAACCUUAAGGAAGUUCAGCACUAGGUUUUGUAACUUUACCAAGAUGUGAUAGAGGAGACUUUUUAUCACUGGUUUGAGAAACUGUAGGCUGGGGGGGUUGCUCCACACCAUGGAAUUAGCCUUAAUUACCCAGUGUUGAAGGAUCUCAGAGUAUGGGAGUUUUUUUUUUAGAGCUCACUCUCUAACCAGAAAUCACACCUGUUCACAGACGAAGCUGGAACAAAUAGGUUUUGGGCCCAUUUUAAUGAUCAGUGGUGUUUUAAAACAUAGCACAAAAACUAGCAUUGAGCUUUUCCUAGUAAUAGUGAUGGUAGAGAUUUGGGUCAAAGAGCUUGAUCACAGGAGGUAGCAUUUAUUGUCAGAAAAGUGUCAGCAACAAAUUGUCAGCCAGCUUCUAGCUGGAUAUAUUGUUGUUAAUGCAAAUAGUCCUCGGGUGCUUCAAGACAGUAUUUACUUUAGAGUGAAACUUGCCCCAGAGGUUAAUUAAAAAAAAAUGCUGUGGCAGAGUCACUAUUUAGGAGGGACAUGAUGUUUCAAAGUGGGCCCAGCAGCUAAUAAGUAGAGCAAAAUUUGGUCUACCCUCCGUUUGGCAAAUUAUCUCUUCCAGGUAAAGGAUCUCAUUAAGGAUUCAUUGAUCCCUAACACCUGGACCAGGUACAGUAUAUAAGCAGCUGGGAAGCUUGACUGUCCUUCACACAGGAACUGGGCAGUGGUGGUAAGAAUGACAGUAGUUCUUUGCUGCACUAUAUAUAGUCUUUUUAAAAGGAAAAGAUAUGUCCGGGGCAUCUGUCACUGCACCUAUGGCAGGCAGACACUUUUUUCCUCAAAAAUGCUUGUGGUUAAACCUACUAGAGAUGUCAGAGUUCCUGCCAGAUUAAGGGGAUGGGCCGGGCAGCUAGAUGCAACAAGAGAGGUCAGGAAACCCUUAACGAAAGACAGGCUGGCAAAUUUAGUUAUAGUUUUACAACGGGUUCGUAGCGACACUUUUAGGUAACAACUCUUUAAAGCUGCUUUUUGCAUAGCGUAUUCAGGGCACUACGCAUAAGUGAGCUAUUGGCAUACUGCAAAAAUGCAUUAUCGACUGGAACACGGUUGGCCAAGAGAAAUUGCCACUGUCUGGGGUAUUAUGUUUCAUAGGGAAAAAACUGAUGAGUUGAGUAAAGGGUUUUGCUUUAGUUUAAAAGCUACUGGCGACAUUUCCCUUUCAAUCUUAUUUAAUUAUUAUUUAACCUCAUUAUUUAACGACCAGGCCAAUGGGGCAUCUGAGUCGCAGAUAAAAGGGUCAGGACAUUAUAUUCCAUUCUUUUAUAUUGUCUUAAGAAAAAGGAAUUCUGACAAGUAACCAAAGAGAGCACACGAAGGGAAAGGAACCAGUCAGUUAGUAGGAUAAUUUGUUCUACUUGGGGUUUCUCCUUAAAAAAAAAAAGAUAUCAUGAGAGUUAAGUCCCUGAUUUUGGGGCUCAGAGAUGGAGUUUGGCAAACUCCUCUCUGUUGGUGGCAUCAAUGUGGGCCCCAUAUGGUGGUUGGCAGGCCCUGGAACUGUGGGGGCAACUGCUGGGAAUCAACCUGGCACAGAUUUUGCUUUCUGGCCUUUGGGAUAAAGCAAGCAAAGCUCAUUUUAACGGAGGGGCAACAACUGAGGUGCUCACUGGUUCUGCUUCCAGGUCUACAGGAGAGGCCCAAGUGUGUUUUCGGAGGGGCAACUACUGAGGGGCUCACUGGCACUGGUUUUGGUUCCAGGCAGGAAUCCCUACAGGAGAAGCCCAUAUAUGUCUACUAUGACAAUUGGUGGUGGGCCUGCCCAUUUGCAACAGUGCAAAGUGUGUUCUCCCUUAAAUGGGAAUGAUUUGGGGCCCACAUUUUAUUCGGUGAAUCUAUUUUAAUAAACAUGACCUCUCCCUUUUUUCCAAAAACGAAUUAUGUUGUCUGAGUGGUUAUUAUGAUUACUGUCUUAUGAAGUUGGUUGUUGGGGGUUUUUGCUUUAGUGAUAGGAGACCAAUUACACUCUACAGACCUUACAAAGGAAAACAAGAAACCAAGGGGUUUUAGAUAGAAUUAAAAAAAACUCAAAAAGAGCAAUUAUAUUAUUGUACUUUUGCAUCACAAAAACAGUUUGUUUAGCAAAUUGUAGCUAUUGUGGUACACAGUACAAUGACAAGCUAUUACAGAAAGUAAGGAAAGUAUUGAUGGUUUAUUGUAUAUUAUAUUACUUUUUUAUUAUUACUAUUUGGAAAACUAUUGGUGACUUCUUGGUAAACAAAGCCACAUGUAAAAGUUUAACAAACCUAAGUUGCUGGAGGUGUCACAAUGCGGUUUCCAUGGUGCAAGUGCAUGACAUCACAAAGGGAGCUGCCAGCAUCAUCAUGCUCUAACUGUAAACAUCUUCAGUUCCUGACGAGUGACGCAGCGAUCAGCAGCGAUCAUGAGUGAAGGGAGCAAUCCUACUCUUUAUAUUAUUUUAGACAAUCCUGAUAUUUCUUAUUUUUAUCUUGAAGAAGAAAAUGACAUAAGUUCCCCUCCAACUGAGCAGCCUACAUACAGUGGUCUUUCUAUUGUUGAUCCAAUUUGGGAAACUAUUGACCCAAAUCCAAACCUCCAGACCCUGUAUAAUGACUUCAAUGAGCGCAUAUUUUCUGGUAUGUUGCCUGAGAUUGAAGUCAAAUGGAGCAACAGAAUGACUCGAGCGACUGGAGCUUGCUAUCCAUUUUUCGAUGAGGAAGGGAAUUGCGUACAAUGCAGAAUAUACCUGAGCAAGCCUAUACUUGAGUUGCGGCCUAGAAGGGAUACAGUGGAAACUCUCCUUCAUGAGAUGAUUCACGCCUUCCAGUGCUUCCGAAAAACAAAAGAUGAAGGUGAUGAUCAUGGGCCAAAUUUCCAGAAUUUUGUGGAAAUCCUUAAUGAUUCUCUUGGCACAAAUAUAACAACCACCCACUGCUUUUAUGAGGAAGUUGAGGCAUUAAAGAGGCAUUGGUGGGAAUGUGAUGGCCCCUGCCAAAAAGUGGUAAAAAGAGCAAGAAACUUGGCACCCUCCUCCAGGGAACGUUGGUUCCGAGAGCAUGAGCAGACAUGUGGAGGCAAUUUCAUAAAGACCUCUGAGCCUGAGACUCCUGUGCGAAAGGAAAGAAAUUCCAAAAAGGCCACUGAGCCUGAGGUUCCUGCGCGAAAGAAAAGAAAUUUCAAAAAGGCCACUGAGCCUGAGGCUCCUGCACGAAAGAAAAGAAAAACCUAGACUGUAAAAUCCCUCACUAUGGGAAUGCUAAGCCAAGGCCAUACAGCAUAUCCAAUAGGUGGUUUGGAGAAAACAUUUAGACCCCAUAGAGAGCUGGAAUAAGAUGUUUCAUGUGGGCAAAGUCAGCCAUUCAGAGACGGCAGAGGAAAUUUAACAGCCGAAUUGGCAAAGGAUCAUAUAAUGCCAGCUUGCCCAGCAUUCAUCAGCUUUGACUAUUGUAUAAAAGCCAGAAGAGCUUUAUAAUGAGGCAUUGUGGAAAUUAAAGGUACGAAGCACCCGGUAGUGCAUGAAGCAAAUUUAUAAAAUGGACCGAGGAUGGAUGGGUAUGUAAUUGCAUAUUAUAUGUACAUUUUUAACUA
Messenger RNA from Xenopus tropicalis (tropical clawed frog), 3920 nucleotides. Its product is annotated as sprT-like domain-containing protein Spartan. Gene Ontology annotation, biological process: DNA damage response. The record is from RefSeq and is a predicted model, not a curated record. Lineage: Eukaryota; Metazoa; Chordata; Amphibia; Anura; Pipidae. The transcript has 5 exons. Gene Ontology annotation, molecular function: single-stranded DNA binding; metalloendopeptidase activity. The coding region runs from base 2755 to 3561 and encodes 268 amino acids.